CAGGACUUGCCUGUGAUGAAGUGCAACAGAUUACGGAUGGUUGACAAGUACUUUUCCAAUGCCCACGCAUCGGGGCACGCAAUUGCUGCUGGCCGCUUUGCAUUUGCAUAUACAAAGGCCGUUUUGGAGAGCCGUCCCUCACAAAAACCGUUCGUGUUUAUUCCAGUUAACUCCGACACUUGCCCGCUUAGUCCUCGCUGCUGUAACUCAAGCAUUCCUUCAUUGCUGCACACACGCAAGCUCAUAAUACCAGUCUUAAAUAGCCUGGUAACAAGCUUUUACUCGAGCGCUGCAACUUGCAACAUGCUGCUCCAGCGCGCAGGCGUCAACGUCUAUCGCAAGGCGCCCCGCGCUGCCACUGCGGUUCACGCCAUGGCGACCCAGGCGGGCGGGCCCAAGAAGGUCCUGAUCGUGGGCGGCGUGGCGGGCGGCGCCAGUUGCGCGGCUCGCCUGCGCCGCAUGGAUGAGAAGGCGGAGAUCACGAUCUUCGAGCGCGGUCCGUAUGUGUCGUUCGCCAACUGCGGCCUGCCCUACUAUGUGGGAGAGAUCAUCAAGGAGCAAUCUGCGCUGCUGGUGGCGAACGCCGCCAAGUUCAACAAGUGGUUCAACGUGGACGUCAAGGAGAGCACCGAGGUGGUGUCCAUCGACCGGCAGGCCAAGCAGGUGGUGGCGCGUGACGUCAAGACAGGCGCCGAAACCACCUACCCCUACGACUACCUGGUGCUCAGUCCGGGCGGCAACGCGGUGCGGCCGCCGCUGCCGGGUGUGGACCUGCCCGGCAUCUUCAGCGUCAAGACCAUCCCGGACGCCAACGCCAUCAAGAACUGGAUCGCGGAGAAGGACGCCAAGACGGCGGUGGUGAUCGGCGGCGGCUUCAUCGGUCUGGAGAUGAUAGAGAACCUGGUGCACCGCGGCAUCAAGACCAGCCUGGUAGAGAUGCUGCCGCAGGUAAUGCCGCCCUACGAUCCCGAGGUGGUGGAGCCAGUGCACGAGCGGCUGCGGGCCAAGGGCGUGGAGCUGCACCUGGGCGACGGCGUGGCGGGCUUCGAGGCGGGACCGGGCGGCAAGGGCCUGGUGGUCAAGACCGCCAGCGGCAAGGCGCACGCAGCAGACCUGGUGGUGCUGGCCAUCGGCGUCAAGCCGGAGACCAGCCUGGCCAAGGCCGCGGGUCUGGAGCUGGGCGGGCGCGGCGGCAUCAAGACGGACGCCCACAUGCGCACCAGUGACCCAGCCAUCUUCGCCGUGGGAGACGCCGUAGAGGUCAAGGAUUACGUGACUGGCGAGAUGACGCUCAUCCCGCUGGCCGGUCCCGCCAACCGCCAGGGCCGCAUCGUGGCUGACGUCAUCACUGGCAACGAGCCGAGCACCUUCCGCGGCAGCCAGGGCACCAGUGUGUUGGGCCUGUUCGGCAUGACCCUGGCCGCCACCGGCGCCAGCGAGAAGACCCUCAAGCGCAUCAAGCGCGACUACAAGAAGGUGUACCUGCACAUCAACAACCACGCCGGCUACUACCCGGGCGCCAAGCAGAUUGACAUGAAGCUGCUGUUCGACCCCAAGGACGGCAAGAUCCUGGGCAUGCAGGCCAGCGGGGAGGACGGCGUGGAGAAGCGCGUGGACGUGGUGGCGUUCGCGCUGCAGAAGGGCGCCACCGUGUUCGACCUGGAGGAGGCAGAGCUGUGCUACGCGCCCCAGUUUGGCAGUGCCAAGGACCCAGUCAACAUGAUCGGCAUGGUGGCUGCCAACGUGAUGCGCGGCAUGCACCCGCUCACCAACUGGGACGAGCUGGACCUGCAGCAGGUGGCGGCAGACCCCAACGCGGUGCUGGUGGACGUGCGCGAGCCCGCUGAGCUGGAGAAGGUGGGCAAGGUGGCGGGCUGCGUCAACAUGCCGCUGUCCAGCCUGCGCCAGGCGCUGGGCACCCUGCAGGACAAGGACAAGAAGUACUACGUGUACUGCCAGGUGGGCCUGCGCGGCUAUGUGGCCACGCGCCAAUUCCUGCAGAACGGCUUCGACGCCAUCAACGUCAGCGGAGGCUACAAGUCGUUCCAGCAGAUCAUCAGUCCCAAGCUGUAAGGCGGCAGCAACCGCCCUGCUUGCAAGGGAGGACAUGAAGGACAUCGUGACGCGACUCGAAUGUAAUAGUUGAUGCUGGGGAAGGGCUCAAGGAGGGGUUAAAUGGACUGGUGCCCGAGGGCUCAGUUGUGCAUACAGCUUCAGGCUACGUAAUUGCAUGAAUGGUGAUUUGCAUGAUACGGUACUGCUAUAAGUGCAUGAGUGGGGAAUGACACGAGUCGAAUGCCAGUGGUUUGCGGGGCUGGUUGUACGUCAGGCCUGGUGGUGGCGAUGUGCGAUACAACCCCAGGCCAGACGGAGGCAGCUGACAAUCUUGUAGUCUCAUGGAGUGGCUCUCAUUCCGGUCCACUCGGUCACGUCUGGAGCUGCUGCAACACGGUUCAUGCGCACCCGCGAAUCAAAGCCCAGCUGCCCUAGCAUCAUGACACCGUUGAUCAGGUGGUGUUGAGAAACACCGAGUUUUGUUU
This is a messenger RNA of Chlamydomonas reinhardtii, 2540 nucleotides long. RefSeq lists its product as uncharacterized. The record is from RefSeq and is a predicted model, not a curated record. Bases 304 to 2073 code for a protein of 589 amino acids. The transcript has 18 exons. Gene Ontology annotation, molecular function: oxidoreductase activity; flavin adenine dinucleotide binding. NCBI's taxonomy places the organism in Eukaryota, Viridiplantae, Chlorophyta, Chlorophyceae, Chlamydomonadales, Chlamydomonadaceae.